AUGUCUGUCCCUGUUGGAGUUGACCCAUGGGAGAUCCCCCUCUUUCCUCCUCCUCCAGGCGUUAUAUCAAAUUUUGUCAACCCUCCAUCGCGGGCGACAUUGGUCAUCUCAAUAUGUUCGAUUGCACUUGGUCUGAUGUGGCUUAUAUUUCUGCUGCGAAUUUACAGCAAAACUUUCAUUAGCCACUCUCUUGGCUGGGACGAUGUUGUUGGGACUGUUGCUGCUAACUCUGCAAUUAUCAGUGAAGUAUUGUAUGGUGUCGUGAUGUGGUUUUGUAAACUUUCGAUAUUCAUACUUUACUUGCGCGUCUUCGGCCCCUUCGGUGUCAAUCGUGUGAUGCGUUACCUCGUCUACUUUGGGAUUGUGCUAUCAUUCAUAGUCUAUGCAGCAACCUCUGUUGUCUUUGCAGUUGCAUGCACACCUCGCGGUAGCCAAACCUGGUUGGAGGCAUUGACAACUAAACGCUGCAGCACUGGUUCAUACGCCCCAGGUUACAUCCAAGGGUCGUUUGGGGUUUUCUUCGACAUUUACCUUUUCAUCUUGCCAAUUUGGCCGGUCUGGAACCUGCAGAUGAAGAGGAGGAAGAAGAUUGCUGUGACCUUUAUUUUCGCCACGGGUCUACUUGCUAUCGCGGCUAGUAUUAUAGGCCUUUAUUUUCGGGUAUUGAUCAAUCAGCCGAAGGUCGAUGAAAGCUGGGAAAAUCCUAUCAACCAAAUUCUCGCCAAUGUCGAAAUGAGCGUAACUGUUAUCUGCGGUUCAAUGCCUUACCUCACGUCACUCUUCCGCCGCUUAAAUGGUGGGGGAAAGAGGGCAGAUUCUUAA
This is a messenger RNA of Sclerotinia sclerotiorum 1980 UF-70, 822 nucleotides long. RefSeq lists its product with no specific name. The transcript is spliced from 6 exons. NCBI's taxonomy places the organism in Eukaryota, Fungi, Ascomycota, Leotiomycetes, Helotiales, Sclerotiniaceae. The record is from RefSeq and is a predicted model, not a curated record. Bases 1 to 822 code for a protein of 273 amino acids.